AACAACACUUCAUUCGGCGACAUUUUCUUCCAGGGAAAUGGCGAAAUUUGAUGAAACCGGGUUCGAUGAAAUGGGCGGACACCAAUUUUCGCGGAUUUCGCGAUCUUCACUUUGUCCGCGAAAUUACGCGACAUAUUGGUGAACGAUGCGAGAGUGAGGAUAGGACAGGAACUCGAAAUUCGCAACAGAUGAGUUUCGUGAAGCCGAAAUGGUAUAAGACGGGGUGCAACUUAUCGUAGCUCUUUCACCACCUUAACGGAGCUCCGCGUUAAAAUCUAUAUUAGGGUGUCCCAGAAAACGUGUCAUUGAAUUAUUUAUAAUAUAGACAAAAAUAAAAAAAACACCUAGAAUAAAUAUAGCGUCUCAUAAAGGGUGUAAAAGGGUGGUAAAAGCAACUAUCAUAUAUCCCAAUUGCUACAAAAAGGCGUACGCCCCCCUCGCUGACCGAAUCAGAAGUGGUAACCCUAUCAUUCGUGGUAGGGAGUGAGGUAGCAGGUAGAACUUUGCAACCUUUUAGGCACAACAUAUGCGACAAAUAUUACCUCCUAAAAGCUGUAACUGCUCCACCCCUCCUUCUUAGAGUGUACUCUGCCGACGAUGUCCGAUAUUCGCGAUUCCGGAACAUUUCAUCAAAUCCAAUAACGUUUUAAUUCAUGUCUACGUAAACCUAACUAAAUCUAGCCAAACAAACCUAACCCAAUCUAACAACAUUUCAAUCGGCGACAUUUUAUUCCGAACAGCCGAGUUGCAGACGACAGCAGAGUAGCAGACAACAUUUCUCUGGACCAAUCAGCGAGUGUGAUCCUGGCAGCGUCAGCGCGAGGUUCCAGGCAGAUCACAGGCUGCAAGAACAUGGCCAACGACGAGGAACCCUCUUCUCGUCGUCAUCCCGCCUACAAGCGUCAUCCUGCCACCGGUUGGAUGCUGCCUAAAGAUGACUUUCCUUUCUCCGCCCUCGAAGACGCCAUGUCCUACAAUCCCAGCGACACCGACAUCUUCGUUAUGACCUACCCGAAGUGUGGUACCACAUGGGUCCAAUACAUGCUCUACCUCUUGCUACACGACCUCGAACCUUUCCGCACGGGCCGCAAGCUCGGCGACUUUGUGCCGUUCAUCGAAAAGUGUGGCACUGACAAUCUACCAGACGCUGCACCUCGUGCUAUCAAGACACACAUGUCCUUCGACAUAUUUCCCUGGAGCGCGAAGCCUCGUUACAUUUGCGUUGCCCGAAACCCCAAGGACUGCUGCGUCUCCCUGUACCACCACGUCCGUGGCUUUGCGCGCUACUAUCACUACGAAGAUGGCGAGUUCGAUGACUUCUUCGAAGACUUCGUGGAAGGCCAGGUAGACUGUGGCGAUUACUUCGACCACCUCUUGUCAUUGUGGAAUCAUAGAGAUCGUCCCAACGUGCUUUUCAUAACGUACGAAGAUCUCAGCGAAGACACGCCCAGCGUUGCUCGUCGGAUCGUGGAGCACGUCAGACCUCUCCUCCCGGACUCGUGGCAUCCGGAUAUCACGACGCUGGUGUCUCGUAGCAGUUUCAGUGCCAUGAGAGCGGAGGAUCCGAGCAAGUGGUCUAGUUCGAGACCGGAAGGAAUGCCGGCGUUUAUUAGGAGAGGGGUCGUAGGGGACUGGAAGAAUUAUUUCACCGCGGAGCAGAGCCGCCGUAUGGACGAAAAGUUUGAGAAGAGGCUAAGUGGGACUGGAGCAGAGAAUUUGUGGUCAGAUCUUAGUUUUUAGCUGACGAAAUGAACUCAUUGACUGCCUGCAGGCAGUGUUGUGAAGGAAGAGGCAAAAUAAAGGGUUGUAAAACAAAAGUUAAGAUCCAUAACUUAAAAACCCGAGACUAGAGGACAAGA
Ornithodoros turicata is the source of this 1859-nucleotide messenger RNA. Its product is annotated as sulfotransferase ssu-1-like. The record is from RefSeq and is a predicted model, not a curated record. The coding region runs from base 853 to 1740 and encodes 295 amino acids. Lineage: Eukaryota; Metazoa; Arthropoda; Arachnida; Ixodida; Argasidae. Gene Ontology annotation, molecular function: sulfotransferase activity. Gene Ontology annotation, cellular component: cytoplasm. Gene Ontology annotation, biological process: sulfation. The transcript is spliced from 2 exons.